Messenger RNA from Fusarium poae, 273 nucleotides. RefSeq lists its product as uncharacterized. The transcript has 2 exons. Lineage: Eukaryota; Fungi; Ascomycota; Sordariomycetes; Hypocreales; Nectriaceae. The record is from RefSeq and is a predicted model, not a curated record. The coding region runs from base 1 to 273 and encodes 90 amino acids.
AUGGCCAACUCCGAGGUUCAGAUUCCUACCAAUAGUUGCUGCACAGCCUGCUGCAAAGCCAAUGAUCUUGGUACCCACGACUACUGCGAAGUGUGGAACCGACAGAAGAACAAAACGGAUGAGAUGCUCAAGCGAAGCAUCCGACGAUUUCAGGCGCUCAUCGAUCGUUGCGACCAGUUUUCGGCUGAUCGACACAGCAUGUGUUCCUUAUGCUCAUUCGAGAGGGUAUGGUGGGAGGAGUCUGGUUCCGAAGUUACCUUGGAAGCUGGAUAG